This is a messenger RNA of Coffea eugenioides, 1528 nucleotides long. RefSeq names its product sister chromatid cohesion protein DCC1. Bases 155 to 1366 code for a protein of 403 amino acids. Gene Ontology annotation, biological process: mitotic sister chromatid cohesion; maintenance of mitotic sister chromatid cohesion. Gene Ontology annotation, cellular component: chromosome, centromeric region; chromatin; Ctf18 RFC-like complex. The record is from RefSeq and is a predicted model, not a curated record. The transcript has 4 exons. NCBI's taxonomy places the organism in Eukaryota, Viridiplantae, Streptophyta, Magnoliopsida, Gentianales, Rubiaceae.
GCCUUCGGCCACCUUUCUGAGCCGCCUCGGCCGCAUCCCCGGCGGGAACCACCCAUCUUCCACUUCCUACCAGUAAUAAUCUGAUACCCUCAGGUGCUGAUAGAUAUAGCAAUUAUCGUUGAUAAAAUAAUCCAGAAGUGGGGAGAAAGUGGAUAUGGAAACGGAAAUGGAACUCAAAAAUCGAAAUGGCAGAGAAGGGGGAGCAGAAGUAGUAUUAAAUCUUCAACCACAUUCCUCGAUCUCUAUUGCUUAUCAUCCGUUAUUUGGUCCUCACGAUGACCUAGUGCUCCUUGAGCUCGAUGAGAAGCUCAUUCCUGAUAUCCUCCAAGAAAGAGUUACAUUAAGAGGGCAACCUAAUGAAGAUGCAGUUCUUUGUACUUCAUCAAAAACAUAUGCUGUAAAGUUUGUUGGGACGUCGAACUCUGUAUUUCUUAUGCCUCCUUCAGACCAAUUUGCUUCACGUGAAAAUGUGCAAGAUUGCGAUGAGAAAGAUAGUGGGAAGAUGAUGGUUGCUUCUGUUCUUAAAGUUGCACCUGGUAAUAUGGAGCUUGUUGAAGUGGCUCCUAGAUUAGAUAAGCUUAAAUUGCUUCUUUCUGAAAAUCCGUACAGUUUUUAUGAGGCUUCUCAAAUGGAAGAUUCUGAAGGAACGGAGAAAAUUGAUUUUGGCUUAUACAGAUGGGAGGAUCUUGUUGACAGGAUUCAAGCUAGUGACUCAGAACUUAGAUCUGAAUUAGAAGCUCUUUUUGCUGUGGAGGUCAACGGGUUUUGGAGAAUCUUGGAUGAGGAUUAUAAGGAUGGGCUUCUGAACAUGCUUUUGCACAAUUCGGUACUGAAUGAUUGGUCUUUUGAUGCACUUAGUGAAGAUGAUGUUGUGGCUGUGUUGGUAGCAGAUGGAUUUCCUUGCAAUAUCGCAAGGCACUGUUUGCAAAUCUAUGGUCAUAGGGUGGACGGGGGAAUUGGUGGUUCUUGUACUUGGAGAUUGGAUGAAACACGGGUCUGCGUGCAUUUUGCUAGAAGAAUCUUGAGAGGAGGAAAAAUGAGGUUAGAAAAUUUCAUGGAGGAGUGGAUGAAAAAGGUUCCAGAAGGGAUGCAUGCAAGAUUUGACAUGCUAGAAGGGGAGAUUUUAACUGAAAAGCUUGCUAUCGAGACUUGGAUCUAUGCAUUUAGUGUAUCUUCUCUGCCAUCUACACCUGCUGAGCGUUUUUCCAUUCUUUUUCAGGAGCGGCCAAAGUGGGAGUGGAAGGACCUUGAUCCAUAUGUCAGGGAUCUAAAAGUGCCUGGACUUUCUUCAGAAAGUUUACUUCUCAAAUACACCCGCAGAACUCAGCCAACCCUAGAUGCGGAACCUAUUUUUACUGCAAGAUAAUCUCGGCAUUUGGUGCAAUUGUUGUGACGGUUAUGCAGGUUUCUAUGCUAUAUAGAUUUACCUGUUAACGUGAACAUGAGAAUAGAUGUUGUCAGGUUUAUCUUGCUUCUUAAAAUUUGCCAUACUUAUUACAUGUUUGAUCUACACAAUAAUACCUCAUUU